Messenger RNA from Rosa rugosa (rugosa rose), 1135 nucleotides. Its product is annotated as probable fructokinase-1. The transcript has a single exon. Gene Ontology annotation, molecular function: fructokinase activity. NCBI's taxonomy places the organism in Eukaryota, Viridiplantae, Streptophyta, Magnoliopsida, Rosales, Rosaceae. Gene Ontology annotation, biological process: fructose metabolic process. Gene Ontology annotation, cellular component: cytosol. The coding region runs from base 34 to 1008 and encodes 324 amino acids. The record is from RefSeq and is a predicted model, not a curated record.
CUCUGUUUACUGUCUUUGUCUCUUGAGUGAUUGAUGAUGGCUAAUGAGAAGGGUCUGAUCGUGAGUUUCGGGGAGAUGCUGAUCGACUUCGUCCCCACCGUUUCGGGCGUUUCACUGGCCGAAGCCCCAGCUUUCUUGAAGGCCCCCGGUGGCGCCCCCGCCAACGUGGCGAUCGCUGUGGCUCGGCUCGGCGGCAACUCCUCCUUCGUCGGGAAGCUCGGCGACGACGAGUUCGGGCACAUGCUUGCCGGAAUCUUGAAAGAGAACGGUGUCUCCGGGCAGGGCAUCCUGUUCGACCAAAACGCACGCACCGCUCUGGCUUUUGUCACCCUACGCGCUGAUGGAGAACGAGAGUUCAUGUUUUACCGGAACCCUAGCGCCGAUAUGCUGCUCAAGCCCGAAGAGCUCAAUUUGGAGCUGAUCAGAUCCGCCAAAGUGUUCCAUUAUGGAUCAAUAAGCUUGAUCGUUGAGCCAUGCAGGUCGGCACAUCUGAAGGCAAUGGAGGUCGCAAAAGAUGCCGGUGCCUUACUUUCCUACGACCCGAACCUCCGACUACCAUUGUGGCCUUCACCUGAGGAGGCCCGCGAACAAAUAAUGAGUAUAUGGGAAAAGGCAGAAGUGAUUAAGGUCAGUGAUGUGGAGCUUGAGUUUCUCACAGGAAAUCCCAACAUUGACGAUGAAUCUGCGAUGACUCUGUGGCACCCUAACUUGAAGCUCCUCCUUGUCACUCUUGGUGAAAAGGGUUGCAGAUACUACACUAAGAAUUUCCGUGGAUGUGUGGAAGCUUUUCAUGUAACUGCGGUAGAUACUACUGGUGCUGGUGAUUCAUUUGUGGGUGCUCUUCUCGCAAAGAUUGUUGAUGACCAAUCUGUUCUUGAUGAUGAGCAAAGGUUGAGGGAAGUACUCAAAUUCGCAAAUGCAUGUGGAGCAAUAACAACUACUCAGAAGGGAGCAAUUCCUGCACUCCCCACAGAGUCCGAAGUCCUCGCCCUAAUCAAAGAGGCAUAAUCAAUCUUUUAGUUUUUGUUUUUUGUAAUAGCAUAGAUUCUUUUUGCAGUUCAUCCAUCUUUCUAGGACUUCUGUGUUUUUAAACUUCAUUGCUUUUGAUUUGAGAUAGUUUUCCAACCUCAGUAAU